Phytomonas sp. Hart1 is the source of this 1198-nucleotide messenger RNA. NCBI's taxonomy places the organism in Eukaryota, Euglenozoa, Kinetoplastea, Trypanosomatida, Trypanosomatidae. The record is from the annotation of a GenBank genome assembly.
AAAGAUUAGGGUAUGUAUUUUAUUGCCUAAAUGAUGUACGCUCUCACUACGGACAUUGCACCUGAAGCCAUUGAACAGCUGUUAGAAUAUCUGCGGGAAGGCAAAGAGCACCUUGACAAACUGAAGGAGCAGAAACAAGUACUUCAGGAGCAGAUUGAAAAAGAAGAAAGUCAUCUCAUGGGUAUCAAACAUGACGUCCAGUGGCGUCAACUCAUGGCGGAGGUAGAGGUGAUUCGAAAUGAGGAAUACUUACACAAUGACAAAAACGGAGGAAAUAGCAUCGGCAUUACCCACCUGUGCGUCGUCUUUGAGGAUGCUAUUCAAAAAUUCAAAAGCAGCCUCAUCCAACCCGAGGACUACGAUUCCGGCAGUGGAGACGAGUCUGUUAUUCCAUAUAGUGACACUGACGAUUACGCAGACUUCACUAUUGUCGAAGAUGUCAUUGAAGAUGCAUUAGGGGGAGUGGAGUCCUUGUUAAUGACAAACAGCACAACACAGUCAGGGUGCUCGCAUACCAGGAAAUCAUCCUUCGCAUCGCUAUAUGCCCAAGAGGCUUUUGCGGACCACAAGUUCAGUGCGUCGUCAAAUAGUUCACAAACUUGUUCCUUUUCGUACGAAUCGGUUCUCGGUAAAGACCGGAUGACCACCGCCAGGAAAGGUAGUUGCAGUGAUGCGACUGAUGGUGGUGAGGAAUAUCGAGCCGCGCGCCGCCGUGGACUUUUGCUUCUUUUAGUACUCUCAUUGUAUGUGGGACGAAUUGAGGAGCUUUGCGGCUUUGGCGAGAUACCUGAUCAGAGUGAUGUUCCAAGCGCGGACGCCGAUGAGGCCCGCGACAGUGUUGUGGCGAUGUGGCAAUCAUUGCUUUAUGAAUCAAGGGUCCUGACAGAAGAUGAACGAAAAGAGUGGAUUAGCAUAGUCACCAGAUACCUUGGCUCUCCGUUCGAUACCCCACCUUUGAGAAGUAUUAUUUGAAGAUCUAUAGGAAAAUAGACGCAAUAUGCUAUUUAUUUAUUGCGAGAACUGAGUAAAGUUGGCAGCAUCAAAGUGGUUACAGACUACAGAACAUGUUAAAGACACAAAUAUCAUAUUUAUGUUUUUGAACCUUUUAAACAAGCUAUUCCUUGGAUACAACCUUCCCUCCCUCUUAGAGUAUUUUACUGCAAUGUUUUAUUUAUAGAUUGCUGAUUGUAUCGGCAUU